UAUUAAAAGUGCUAACAUAUACACGCACACAACAAAAAAAAAAAAAACAUUGUAAGAGUUAGGUACUGCCCUGGUACCAGAAUCAAAAAACCAAAAAGUAAUAAACAAAAUUCGCAGUUAUAAAAAAUCAGUAACAAUUCGCGCAACAGAUAUCAAUCCUACCCCUCUGUGUGAUUAAGUGCAUAAAAAGACAACAAUAAAAAAUAAAAAAAAACAAGCCAAAAUGACGAAGAAUAAAAAUCAAAAAAAGAAGACUGCCGGUGUAAAAAAUAACAAUGGGCCCGUUACUGCGAUCGAUUUGUUAACGCCGCCGGCAACACCGCCAACUAACAGCGGUAUCAAAGCACCCGGCAACUACGCCAAUGGAAUGCCUAGGAAACCGCCGGUGCCAUGGGAGCGCGAAUUUAUCGGAAGUUUUCUCCUGGAGAUGGCCGUGCGCCAGGUGAUCAGCGCCCAGACCGAGUGGUAUGUGGACAAGAGUAAGAUGCGCCAGAUGUUCGAGGCCCACCUCGGAGGCCUGCCCAAUUGCAGCGAGGUUCGGCUGAAGCUCUCCAUCCAAGGCGCCUGGAAUAUUGGGUCUCUGCUGCAUAGGACCAAUUUUCUGAUCAACACUCCGCGUGGGAAUACUAACUAUCGCAUCAAGAGUUUCGCCUUGAUGGAGUUUCGCAAGGAGAAGUUCAAUUUGCUCGAUGAACAACACCGUCUUCGAGAUUCCCUUUCCCCGGCCAUUUUUUCCGGAGCUGCUGUCGAGGGCAAUAAACCCAUAACCGAAGAAUACAAACUUGAUACGGGGGCCAAGUCAAUGCUUCUGAAAUACCAAAAGACGCAGGCUCAGAAAACAGAGAACGAUUUUGAGCUUAACUCUAUGGGUUGCUAUAUGUGCCAGGUGAACUUCGACACGAUUGAAAAGUAUGAGGAGCAUGUGGAGGACCAUGGCGAUGAGUCUGAUUUUAAGUCACUCGAAAAGAUGGAGAAGUUAUCUUCGUCCAUAUUGACCCUCUCUUACCAGACCUGCGUGGACAGCCACUACUUUGGAUUUACCUUAAAGACCGAACGCAAGGAUUUGGUGGUGGACAAGUUCAUCAUAGUGCAGUCGCGACAGUUCUACUACGUGUACAAUGCGCGUUUGCCGCUUAAGGUGCCGUCGAGCGGGGAGCUUGUCUUCUUUGUGGACUCACACGUCUUCAUGAUCCUCCGAGAGCAGCCUAUCGUGAUCGGGUUCUCCAGCCAGGGACAAAGGUUCGUUGAGCAACACCAUUUCAUGCGAACGGAGGCACUGCCCAAGGCCAGCUUCAACAUCAAUCCGUACCGGCUGUCCAACCACGAGACAUUCAAGAGUCAAGGUCUUCCUCCAGCCAAUCCGCCCACCCAGGUGGUGAGUGCCCUUAAGCACGAGGACGCCCAGGUUCGGCUGGCCGACUUCGACAAGCACUAUCGCAACUAUUGUGAGAGGGGCAGGGAGAUCACCCAGGAGAACCUCAGUGGUGCCCUGCGCACCCUGCUCCAGGUGGAGGACAUCGAACGGCUGCAGCACUAUUUGGCCCUCAAGCAGUCCAAAAUGGAGCUGCACCAGUUCGGACGGGAACUCUCGGUAAAGUUGCAGCUGGGUUUGACCAGUAUGAGCGUGGAGGAUGUGCUUUCCCCCGGCGACGAUGUCCUGAUCAUUAACGAACGCGGCAAGCCGGAUUCCGGUGUACGCCAGCUGCUGGAGAACAACAACCAAGUGCUGGAACUGGCCCUCAAGGACUUUGACUCCAUCUUGAAGUGGGCACGCAAGGUGGACGAACAGUUCGGAUCUCUGGACAAGCAGCCGCGCGUAUACUUUGCCCGCGUCCUGGGAGUCUCCACGCAAAGGGUGCACAUUACAUGUGAAAGCCAGUUGCCGGACAACACCACAUACACCCUGGUCUUCCGUCCGCUUCGGGCAGUGAUGCGUUACCAGUACCGGGCUCUUCAGCAGCUUGCUCUCACCUGCGCCGCCGAUGUGCAGAGGAUUCUUUUUCCUGGUGACAUUCCCCGAGAGUCGGUGGCCCAAGGCACCUUGGAACUGAACAACCGGCGCUUAUCCAGCAACCCCGAGCAGUUGCAGGCGGUGCGUCAAAUAGCACUUAGCAAGAAGCUGCCGGCUCCGUACAUCGUGUUCGGUCCACCGGGAACCGGCAAGACGGCGACCAUUUGCGAAGCCAUUUACCAGUUGUAUGUGCGCCGACCGGAAACGCACAUCCUGGUGCUGGCUGGCUCCAAUACGGCCUGCGACGAGGUGGCUCUGCGAUUGCUUCGGGCCAUCGCAAAGGCUCCGGGGAGCCAGCCCCGCCCACUCACCCGCAUCUUUGCCGCAAGCUGCGAUCGGCGCAUCGACAACAUCGACGACCUGCUGCUGGAGUACUCCAACAUGUACGCCCUACACUUUUACCCUGCCGUUCAGGCGGUGCAUCAGUAUCGUAUAGUGGUCUGCACCCUCAGUUUGGCCGGCAAGUUGUCCACAGGUGGGUUCGCCAAAGGGGAUGUCUUCUCGCACGUUUUUGUGGACGAGGCGGCCGCCUCCACGGAGGCGGAGGCCUUGAUGGGCAUAACCUGCACCAUAUCGCCGACGACUAAUUUGAUCCUGUCCGGGGAUCACAAGCAACUGGGACCGGUGCUGCAGUCGCAGCGGGCCAACGAAUGGGGUCUGGGACUGUCGUUAUUCGAGCGACUGCUGCAGAGGAAGUGCUACCAGGUGGACAAGGACGGUAGCUACAACACGGCCGUGCAGACGCGACUCGUACGCAACUAUCGCUCCCACCCGGAGAUAGUUUCCCUGUACAGUGAGCUCUACUACGGCGGGAAACUUAAGGCUCAGGCGCCCAUGGAGAAUGUUUGCCGUUUUCAAAACUGGUUCCACACUUCGAAUGCUGAUUUUCCCAUUAUGUUCCAUUCCGUCUUUGGCACUGUUAUGAACACCAAGAGCUCUAUGAGUCUGUGCAACAAUAAGGAGAUCGACGCUGUAAUGGACUACGUCAAAGACCUUAUGUACUUCGGUAUCAAUGGUGAGAAGGUGUUGGAGUCUGACAUCGGGAUCAUUUCGCCGUACAAAAACCAGUACCAACGUAUCCAGGAGCAGCUGAACAUGCGCAACUGGUCGCAAAUAGAUUGCGGAUCUGUUGAGCUCUUCCAGGGCAAGGAGAAGCAGGUGAUCAUUGUGUCCUUCGUGCGCUCCUUUACUCCCAAGCUAGGCUUCUUGAACAAUGAACGGCGAUUGAAUGUCCUGCUUUCCCGUCCGAUGUCCUUGCUUAUUCUGAUUGGUAACCCGCGAACUCUCAGCCAGAACAACGAUUUCCGGCGCAUUAUCGAGAUGUGUCGUGACCGCAACACGCUGGUUGGAGUUCCGUAUUAUCGCGAGGAAAUUAACCAGAAUAAACAGAACGGGCAGAAGUCCGUCAAAGAAGCUGUGGAACAGCCGUCACCUGGCCUGGGACAGCCGCUAAAGCGAACUUCCAAUGCCAAGAACCCAGCUCAGGCGGUCAAGCUUUUCUACAACAAGGAGGAGCUGCUCAAGCUGGGGAAUGAGUACCAAACACAAAAAUCUGAGCUAGACAAGUUCUUCGACGAGUUGCCGAAAGUUCCACGCUACGUGGAUAACAAUUCCGACUCAGUUCGUUUGAUUCAGGGCCAAAUGAAGGAUUUAAAAUUGGACAACAAAAAAACGACAGUUAAGACUAAGCUUGCUCCUCGUCCUGCUGUUACACCUGCGACCGGAACGCCAUCAACAUCAGUCAAUGCAGCCGCUCCAAAACCAGCAACGCGUUCUCUAGAAACCCAUACCACCAAGCCGGUAUUUAAGCUCUCAGAGCUCCCGGCUAUUCCGCCCUUUAGACGCCCGGAACCCAAGGCCUCAAAACCCCUCUCCAUACCGACCUUUGGUCGCGAACAACGCUUUAUCAACGGAGUGCCAUGUGGUGUGGAAUUGCCCCAAGAGCCCAGCGCCCCGCCGUUGUCGCCGCCCAAAACCACCAGGUCUUCGACUUACCGUCACAUUCCCAGCGGUAAUCUACGGUUUGAGAAUAUCCGUCCCACGCCCGAAGAGUACCAUCGACAGCCGCCCUUUAACGAGCAGCGACGUGCGCCGCCCUUUCGUGAGCCCCACGGAAACUGGAACAAUUUCGGAUGGUCGCCACGGGCUCCUCCUACGCCCCCACCAAGGGAGAAGAAGUCGACAUGCGUCAUUUCUUAAUUGUAGCUUCUGCGGAGGCUACGACCAAUCUAUGAGGAUGGUGCGGUCGCUUGGCCUAACAAGUGACCGUAUUGUCCUCUUUUUGACUUUGCUAUUGGCAAUUGUGCGAUCUGUGAUCAUCAAUGCGCCAAGUAGCAAAACAACCUAUUAAAUAUAUUCGCACCUGAUGUGCGCUCUCUCGAAAAGCAGGUCCAGAAGAAUGCGGCACCGUGAACACCGCGGUGCCCGUAAUCUUUUGCCCCUCCUUUUCUAACUGGGUCGCAUCAAAUGCGAAUGUAAUUGAUUUGAACGAAGACACAGAGCUCUUAAAGUGAACACUUUUCGGUUGCAAGUGGCAUAGGUUUUUGUUUUAUAGUAUGGACCCGAUUCCAUAAUAUAAACCGCAAAUCUUGUGCGCGAAUCAGUCAUUAAGUUUGACUUUGGGCGUUUUAAACAACAUCAUUAAUUUCAGAGAACGUGGGAUCUGCAUUGCACUAUAACUACUGCCCCACAAAAUAAAAAAUUCCGCAUUUUUGUAACUGUAUCUUUUCAUAUUUAUUGGACUAAAAUGAUUUUGUAUUAUAAGCGUCAAGUAUAAUCCCCAGUACAGUGUACUUUCAAUGUAAAGGAAUAGUACACCUUGCUGAAAAAAUGAUUAGAAUUCACGGAUUAGUAUUCAUAUUAAACAGACAUUUAACCUUAAUAAACAUUUAAAAUUAUCCAAAA
Molecule: messenger RNA, 4915 nt
Organism: Drosophila gunungcola (fruit fly)
Lineage: Eukaryota; Metazoa; Arthropoda; Insecta; Diptera; Drosophilidae
Exons: 10
Coding region: 224-4210 (1328 amino acids)
Biological process (GO): regulatory ncRNA-mediated post-transcriptional gene silencing
Cellular component (GO): P granule; cytosol
Molecular function (GO): 5'-3' RNA helicase activity; RNA binding
Source: RefSeq, a predicted model, not a curated record